AUGGAUAUGAAUCGACCACACCUGGGAGUUGGUGAUGGUCUUGAACGCAGACAUUCGGAUGCAUCCCUUUCACCCGGCGAGCAUGGACAAAUGCAAAUGCCAGACGCGGGGAUCGACUUUCCACAUCCCCACUAUGCCAUGAUUUAUCUCGAUCACAAUGGCGAGCUCCGCGUGAAAGCGUCGGCUUCAAUGGCUGGCUGCGGUGGUGCCAUCUUCACCCCCGAGGUGACUGACAACUUUGUGAAAUUGGCCAACCCCAGUCCGGUCGCCAGCACCCUUCCAUCCAUGAAUGCCAGCCCCAGUCAAUUGUUCGAUGGAUCUCCGUUCAUGACCCAUUCGAGCCCGGGUCUGAUGCGCACCGGACCGGCUGGACCGGCGGAAAUGAUCCCAUGCCAAUUUUUAGACCAGAAUAAGAGAAGGAGACGCGAUUCAAGGCGAACCAGUAACGCUCAGCCUCAAUACAAACCAGUCUCUCCCACGCCGACGCCUCGCCCAGGACACACGGUCCUUCGAGUCGGAGACCGAGAUCUACUUCGCCGAUACUACGAAAAGGCCUUUGAAGACUUUCAGCAGUUGAACUGUCGAACCAUCGCCAAGUCCUACAUUAAACUCGUCGAGCCGAGGAAGCAAGUGCAUUUCCCAUACAAUGGACGCAAGGUGAUUGCGGGAGUAGCACAGCGUGUCGACCCGGAACAGACCAAGCCGGCGUGGUGGCCUGUCGGUGUCCUUCAUCGGGAACCAGAUCACCUGCUCAAAAGAGAUCGCUUAAAGUUACUCGUCCACAUUCUGUGCGAAUUGAAAGACAGCCACGGCAUCACUGCACAGAAGCUCCGCGAUGCAGGACAAGAUGUUCGACGCCAGAUUACGCCCGCAAACCGCGUGCAGGUACUAGAUGAGAUCUACUUUGUGAGAGAGAUGGAGGAGCGCUUCCUGGACGGAGAUCUCGAUGCCAACGCUCGCAUCCAACUCCGCCACACGCAUCUGCCCGAAGCCAUCUGCCACGAGGAAGACCUUUCUUCAAACAUCUAUAUCGCGCCAAUCUCUUUGACAGAAGAUGAACAAGAAGACCAAGAAGACGACGUCUACGGACUCGACCCCCAUCUAUCACUCGACGACGGCCUCUCAAUCGGCCCGCCCAACUCCCAAGGGCGGCCUGGUCCCUCCCACGGGCUGCCCCUCUCCCCCACAGCAAGCGACUCCAGUGGCCCCCAUAGCCCAGGAACAUACGGAGCAUACAACGCGGCCAUGGCAUCAAACGUCAUGGCCUCACAACAAUCCCCAUCCACUCUCAAGGAUCUUCCUAUCGAACCAGCUUAUCUAUCGCCGUGCUAUGGACAGCAGUUCAUGCCAAGCGUGAAGCCGUCGGCGGGGUACUGGCCCGCUAUGCCGCAAAUGCCUCACAACUCGUCGUUUGGAUACUAG
Penicillium oxalicum is the source of this 1422-nucleotide messenger RNA. RefSeq names its product DUF2841 domain-containing protein. The coding region runs from base 1 to 1422 and encodes 473 amino acids. Lineage: Eukaryota; Fungi; Ascomycota; Eurotiomycetes; Eurotiales; Aspergillaceae. The record is from RefSeq and is a predicted model, not a curated record. The transcript has 5 exons.